Molecule: messenger RNA, 2081 nt
Organism: Folsomia candida
Lineage: Eukaryota; Metazoa; Arthropoda; Collembola; Entomobryomorpha; Isotomidae
Product: cytochrome P450 3A4
Exons: 4
Coding region: 699-2081 (460 amino acids)
Molecular function (GO): monooxygenase activity; heme binding; oxidoreductase activity, acting on paired donors, with incorporation or reduction of molecular oxygen
Source: RefSeq, a predicted model, not a curated record
CAUGUCAGGCACGCAUUUAUUUAUUAUGCAUGUACAGGUCAAGUAAUAUAGCGACAUUCCACUGAAAUUUGAUGUAGAGUUGCAUCAGAAAUGAAAUUGUCCCAAUGUACUUGACUUUUUUGACAUCAUUCAAUUAUAAAUACAUAUAUUGCACGUUAAUAAAUCAUUGCGUGUUCAACUUGCAUAUGUAAGUAUUUGAUUUCUUCAUACACCUGUAAUUGACAACCAAUCAAUGACAUAUCCACUUGAAAUGUAAAUUACUUGGUACAGCGGCUACCUAUCGAUGCCGUAGUUGCUUUUAAUUUUGUAAAACAAAAGCCCACCACUUGAAAGACCAUUUUGAAUAAAUAGGAUUGAAGCCCUGCUAAAAAACAGCAUAAAUUUUUCUUGUCCUGUUGAACCAUUACUUAAACAUUAGCACCAAAAAUAUAAAAUGUUUGUUGCAUUAAUUGUUUUAGUUCUUAUUUUCGCAUUAAUUUUUGGGUUAAUUGCGUACGCUCGUUGGAAUUAUGGGGUUUUGGAGGCAACAGGUAUCCCCGUAAUAAAGCCUACACUGUUUAAUGGCAGCGUUCCAGAUCUGCAUCUUAAAGUGCAAACUGAUGAGGAUAUCAAGCGUUUCCAGGAAUUUGGACCACUUUGGGGGGUAAAUUGAUUCAUAAUGGAAUAUGGUCUUCUUGAGAGCUUGCAUUUAAUAAUCGAUGUCUUACUUGGUUCUUCAGUUGUACGAAGGGAGGACUCCAAUAAUUCACGUGUGUGACCCGGACUUAAUACGAGAAAUCUUUGUUAAAGAUGUAGAAUACUUUUAUGAUCGGCGCGUAGGACAUUUUGGCGAUGCACGUAUUGAUGAAAUACUCGAUUAUCUUCCUGGCGAGAAGUGGAAGAAGAUGAGAAAACUGCAGACGAUAUUGUUCUCCUCUGGUAAAAUUCGCCAAUACAGCACGCAGUUGAAGGAUGCGGCUGACGAUUUUGUGGACUAUUUGAAGGGAAAAUGUGAUGGACAUGGGAGUGUUAAUUUAGACACGAGAAAUGCAAUGGAUAUCGUCAGCCUUGAUGGGAUUGCGAGGGCAAGCUUUGGUGUCAAGUUGGAGAAUGUAGAGGAUCCAAAUAACCUAUUUUUUAGGGCCCUCAAGAAAUUGCUUGGUGAAGGUCUAGAGUACAAUUGGCUGUAUUCAUUGUCAAUGACAUUUCCAAUCCUUCAUAAGCUUGCGCCAAGCUUUCAAAUCGAAGAAGUGCUCUUUCACACAUUCCGAGAAAUAAUUGCGACACGAAAAGAACAGAGAGACAUGGUAAAUCGUGAAACUAAUCAAACUCUCAAAAAGUCUGAAGGAAAUUGGAAACCAGCAUCAAAUUGUAACGACCUAGCCGACCUUCUCGUAGACUGUUUUGAUAACUUGGAAUCAAGUGAUUUCCAACGAUUGGGCAUCUCAUCCACCACAAUCUUGGCACAAGCUCUCAAUGUUACUGCACUUGACAUGAUUUCUGCCACAAUGACCAUGAUCAGCUACUACCUGGCUACCAAUCCGAACACGCAGAAAAAGCUUCACGAAGAAUUAGAUGAGAUCAUUGAAGGACAGUUUGAAGGUCGAAUAGACAACGAAACAAUUCAAAGCCUCCCGUAUUUGUCGGCCUGUCUCAACGAAACAUUGAGGCUCGCUCCACCCUUAAUCCGCCCGGAGCGAAUGUGCACGAAAGACUGGGUAAGCUCUGAAGGAAAUCUUAAAAUAAAGAAGGGCACCGUCGUGAUGGUCCCCUUGUGGGCGGCUCAACGCCAUUCCAAGUAUUUUUUGGACCCUGAUGCCUUCAUCCCGGAGCGAUUCAUCCCAAAUUCACCUCAAUAUGAAGCUUCUUCCUGGCACCCCUACAUAUACUCUCCAUUCGGCCUCGGUUUAAGAAACUGCAUCGGGAUGCGUAUUGCGAUUGAGACGCUUAAAUUAAACAUUGCAACUGUUUUGCAAAGUUUUAGAAUAGAGGUGAGAUCUGACACUAGACUCGAGUUUAAAAAAGGGAUGCUCUUUCUCCUCCAGUUUAAACCACUCUAUCUCGAUUUUGUACGUCGUGAAAGAAAAUCCAAGAAAUUGUGA